GCCGGGUUAGCGCUCAUGAAUCGCGAAGUCCCCACCCGCGUCGCGCGCCGGGCUGUGGUCACGGGAAGGGACAGGCACGGCAGCUGGCCUCGCGGAGGGGAAGACGCGGAAGGGCCCGGGGCGAAAACACGCGGGUGCCACACGGGGCCUUUAAGGGGCAGAGGGGCGGUCUUGCGACGCCAGCCCCGCCCACAGUCCACGCCCACCCAGACACGCCCACAGGCCACGCCCCCUGCCGCCUCCCGGCCACUGCGGACGGGCGGGAGGAAGCGGCCGCCGCCGCCCAGACGCGGUCCCUGCCCGCCGCGCUCCCGCCGUCGUCCGUCCGUCAGUCCGUCCGGCCGUGGCCGCGUCCGCCGGGGAUGCGUCUGCAGCAUGGCCGCGCUGGGCUGGUGGCUGGACAUGGCGCAGUGGCUCGCGCUGGUGUCGCUCUUCGUGGCCGCGCUGGCCACAGUGGGCCUGUACCUGGCGCAGUGCGCGCGGGCCGGGGCGCGACCCCAGCCGGGCCGCCGGGCGGGGCAGCCGGACGCGCUGCUGUCGUGGAUGCUGACGCUGGAUGGCUGGCGCGCGCAGUGGUGGGCCGCCUGGGUGGCCGCGCUGAACGCCGAGGCCGCGAAGACUCGGGGUCCGCUGCGCCUCUCCUUCCAGCAGGACCUGCAGCCGCAGCCUCUGGAGCUGGCGGUCUCAGAGGUGUCCAGUGUGGCCAGGUCAGCCCAGGAGAAGGUGGUGACCUGUUAUGUGGCAGGGGAGGCUCUGCAGUUCCUGGUCAGCGUGGGGCUGGCCUCGGCUGGGGACAUGGAAUGGCAGCUGUGUGACGUGCGGCUGGCUCCAGUGCACCUGCAGCUGGAGUUCCACAUGAAGGACAAGAGGGAGGACAUCCACAUCCGCUGGUCGUUGGUGGACAUGCCAGAUACAGCCCUGCAGAUCUGGCCCCGUGCCCCGGGUGAGGAGCUGAUGGUGGCGCAAGAGGCCGCGUGCGAUGCGCUCCGGGACGUGCUUAGGCGCCUGGCGGGCCCCGCGGCGCCGGCCGUGGUCCUGAGCACCAGGCCCGCCGGCCAGCAGGAGGCGCAGAGUCUGCCUCGUGCCCCGCCCGCGCAGGACUGCUGCCCCCCCAAGCCGCCUCGGGCGCACGAGCUGCGGCUGCAGGUGAAGAACAUCCGCGCCUCACUGCUUAGCCACGUGAGGACCUCAGGUGGCCCUGGCCCUGUGUGCACCGCGCGGCUGAACGACCCUGCCCAAGGCUUCGCCAGCUCCCCAUCGAGGACCAGUGCUGACCUCUCCUGGGAGGAAGAAUUCACCUUUGAGCUCAACGCCAGGUCCCGGGAGCUGCACCUGCUGAUCAAGGAGGAGGGACGGCCCUCGGAAGGGUCCCUGGCGGUAGCGGUUGUUCCACUGGACUUGUUUAGGAAGCAGCCCUCCGGACCACGGAGUUUCACGCUGACCAGCGCUCCGGGCCCGGGCAGCAUGGUGCUGGGCUCAGUCACUGCAGAGUUCUCUUACAUAGAACCUGGAGAGCCCAGAGCCCCACCGGCCCCGCUGCCCGCUCCAGCUGCCACGGUAGAAAAGGAUCGCACUGUGAUGCCCUGCGGCACUGUGGUCACCACCGUCACUGCCGUGAAGACCAAGCCUCGAGUGGACGCGGGGAGGGCGUCAGAGUCUCCUGUGAGGACGCCCGUCAAGGUGAAAGUUAUCGAGAAGGACAUCUCUGUGCAGGCCAUUGCGUGCCAUGGUGCAACCGUCAGCAAAACGCUGUCCUCUUCCGACACAGAACUGUUGGUGCUGAAUGGAUCCGACCCGGUGGCCGAAGUCGCCAUCCGCCAGCUCAGUGAGUCCUCGAAGCUGAAGCUCAAGUCGCCCCGGAAGAAGAGUACGAUCAUCAUUUCAGGGGUCUCCAAGACCUCCCUCUCUCAGGACCAUGACGCUGCCCUCAUGUUAGACUACGCAGCUUCCAUGGACAGUGCCCCCCAGCAGAACGCCCUGGCCCCUGUUGUGGCCACCGCCCCAGUCACCCUGGAGGCAGCUGCACCCUCUGCCCCGCCUGCUGAGCAUGAGCCAGCCCUUGAGCCCGCCGCGCCUGAGCACCUGGAGCCUGAGCUGGACCCUUGGGAUGUGCACAAGGAGGCAGCGGCAGCGUGGAGCCGGCCAUGCCUGCUGGAGCCCGAUGGGGACGAGCUGUCUGAGAGCUCCCUGAGUGCCGGGGAGCUGGGCGCCCCCAAGAAGCGGAAAGGAUCACUCUGCAGACCAGAGUUAAUUCCUGCGCAGAGGAAUCCUCAGGAAAGGGGCGAAGCUCUUCUUCCGCCGCCGGCACCAGCAGAAGGACCCGGGCAUGAGCCAGUCCCACAACGACCUGCUGUUCCUGCAGCAGCCGGAGGGGGCGCGCAGGAAGACCAGGACGCUCGGCCGCAUCCUGAACAAGAAGCUGUUGCCCUGGCAGCGGGGCAGGAACGCGGUGAACGGGGUGCCCGGGGAGCCCUGCACGUAGCCCGCGUGGCCACCUCCUUCCUCAGGAAGCCGUAGGACGGGGACCUCGAUGCACCCAGGACUGCGUGGCGCCAGCUGCUGCCCAGCCCGUCUUCCUAGCUUGGCUUCUUCUGGCGGGGAAAAGCAGCCCGCAUUUCCAGCCAGGAGCUUUGCCCAAAGAGGGCUGAUGAGCCCAGUUGGCGCCCGGUGCCCCCUAGCCCCGGCCUGGGAGCUACUCAGGCUCUUCUGGAAGGAGGGAAUAAUGGGGUUUGUUGGACCGAGGAGGGGUGGGGCUGGCAGAACCCACUCUGCCCACCACAAGGUAUGGGGUCCACGCCUGACAGUAUUCCUGUGCUGUCCCGUGCACCGGACUCACCCUCCGCUAGAAUUAAAACAGGCACCUGGCUCAGAGGACAGGGAGGUGGCGGGAUUUUGAUAAACAUGAAUUACGAUAGGAAUGAAAUGUAGGCAGCCUUUGCCUACGACGUUAGCCAUAGAAUCUGCACACGUGUGCAAACCCCACGUACGCCCUAUGCAUAUUUCACUCAACACUUCCACGUUUACCUGAGCUUACUUGCAGGUGGAGUGCUUGCAGGCCGCCAUGGUUCUCACACUUUCCUGUCACGCUGAGCUCAGGAUGCCCACACGACAGGAAGUCAGGGGCAGUGAGAACCCGGUCACCAGACUCCCACGCAUGGAUUUUGCCAUAUGUGCCCCUGGGGCUGUGUUGGAAAUGACCUCAGGAAAGCAGGUGUAAUACCAAACUGCAGACUGGCAGGAACUUUAGAGGGCACUCCAGCAUCCAGCUCUGAACACUGCCCUCUCCACACCCCCCCCCCGCAUAUUUUGGGGUGUCCUUAAGCGGACCCAUGGUUUUGUGUCCUGUAACGUCAGACCUCUCUCCCCAUCAAAGACGCUGGUGCUCCCCGGCCCUGAAUGGGCGAGCACUUUGCCCUGGGCCCCGUGAUGGUCUGCAGCAUGGGGGGACAAGUGUGUUAUGGAGCGACUGUUCCCAAUGAUGGUGGUACCUCCCCGGAUUCAGCCUCACUGAGCCAGAGAAGGCUGGUGUGGAAACCCAGCCCUAAGCACCAGGGUGAAAAGCAGUGCCUCUUGAGAAUCCCCAAGCCAGGCAUCAGCUGGGUAGAAACCCGGGGCAGAGCCCGAGCCCUACCAUUUUUUUUUUUUUCUUUCCUGCUUUUGAGGGAGAAAGUGAAAUACACUAGAAAUUUCACUUUCAAAUUCAUGGUAAGCAGUACUUAGGUGUUUGGGAGAUAUCAGGUGACUUCGAGAUGACUUUGCACCACUGUUUUUAAAAAGGUUCUGUUCUGAAGUUCAGCACUGUAAUGUUCCAAACCCACCACGUCAACAAGUCAGUCCCCAGUGUGAGUGAUUGCUGCUGGUCUCUGGGGAGUGGAGGUUCCUUACUCUUUUGGUGAACUUGAAAUAUUAGGCUGUUGUGUGCUGGGCAGAACUUGUGAUGUACAACAAACUCUGUUUUUCCUUUUCUUCUUUUUCUGUACUGGGAUUGAACCCACAGCCUUGCACAUGCUAGGCAAGUGCCCUACCUCUGAGCUACACUCUCAGCCCUUUUAAAAAAAUUCAUUUGAGGCAGGGUGGGUGUUAAGUUUUCCGGCUGUGAACCUGGCAGUCCUCCUGCUUCAGUCUCCUGAAUAGUGGGGGUUAGUACUGGUGUAUGCCAUCUCACUGAGCUCACAAGGCAUACUCCUGAGAGGGUAUGGUAUGCUGGAACUGAGGACCCUGAUCAGAACUUAGUACAGAUGGAGCACCCCUUACCCAAAAUGCCGAGGGGCCAGAAGGGUUUCAAAUUUCAAAGUUUUUCUAAUUUUGGAGUAUGUGAUUAGACUUUCCCAAUCUGAAAACCCAGAGUGCUCAAAAUCUGAGACCAAGUGCCCCAAUCCUCAGAAGGCUUCAGACUUUGCAUUAGGCAGGCCCUGCAGAUAGUGUCAACGGUUUGGUUUUGAAAUUCCAGUGGAUCAGUGUUUGCCAUCUGAAUCUUAGGUUACCCUCCUCAAACAGAAGAAACUGUAACCGUCCUGUUCCCCAGUGAGCCUCACACGCCUCUCCCCCUCUUUAUGUUCCUGUCUGGUGGCCUGUGUGCCCUCCAGCAGGUGGCCUUUCCUGUGACAGAAAACACUGUGGCAGAGGGUGACAGGGACCCAGGAGACAGCAGGUGACCUCAGGCUGUCCAACACAGUGAAGGCCCUCUUCCAGUGUUCCUUUGGGGCUGUGUUUUCAUGGUGUAAGGCGUUUGUGUCACCAAAGGUAAAAGUGGGUUUAGGUGACCAAGCGUGUGCUAACAGUACAGGUGGGAGACUCACCAGCCACAAGCUUCAGUGGCUUCAGGGCUUUGGUGGGUAUUUUUUGUUUGUUUUGUCUUGAAAUACUUUUUUGCAGAUGAAAAUUUAAAAGCAAUUACCCCUAAACCAGGAACACUGACAAGGCUUUGUGUCUCCAGAAACAGGUGGGGGGGCUGGUUGGGAUGAGCCACCCACCUCCCAGCCUGCUUCCCUGGGACUUUCAAAGGUGUGUGUGUGUGUGUGUGUGUGUGUGUGUGUGUGUGUGUGUGUGCGCGUGCGCGCGUGCGCACACGCGCGUUUCCACGUAGCAAUAGUUGGGACCUCUUGUUCUGAUGGAAAACCUGCUGAGAGAAGGAGUCACUUGAGCACUUUAUUUUAAUCACGUUUCAAGUUUUAAGUCCAACACCAGCCCUGGAUUCCUCGCCUCGGCUGCCUGGCUGGUCUCUGCCCAUCCAGACUUACGGGGACUUGCAGACUUGAGAUCAGGAUUGUGUUCCUGAGCAGAAGGAGAGGGUCUGUGUCACUGCUGCCACUGGAAAGCAGGUGUUUUCUGGGCAACACACUGGAGAAUUGGGGGCCUCAAUCCUCAGCACGCGCACAGGUAGACAACGGAAGUCAGAUCAUGCGCUCUGGCAGGCGAGACACAGGUCUCAGGGUCAGUGCGAAGCCGGAUGCCAGGCAGUCUCCACUGCCCAGAGCCGCAGGGCUCUCUUCACAUCCUAGACCACGGCCCAAGGUCCCCAAGGCUAUCUUCGGUACCACACUGAAAGAAGAUGCAGGUUCAGGCUGGCGCGGUGUGGCAUGUGGGCAUUGGACUUGUGGCGACGGCUGUGGCCUCAGCAGCACUUUAGACACAGGUGCCAACCCCACUGGGGGACACCUGGCUGCAGCAGGAGUGGUCGUUGGAAGAAAUAAAUGUGCACAUGGAA
This is a messenger RNA of Cavia porcellus (domestic guinea pig), 5707 nucleotides long. RefSeq names its product C2 calcium dependent domain containing 2 (gene C2cd2). Bases 16 to 2517 code for a protein of 833 amino acids. Lineage: Eukaryota; Metazoa; Chordata; Mammalia; Rodentia; Caviidae. The record is from RefSeq and is a predicted model, not a curated record. The transcript has 15 exons.